CCUGGACAGGGGGUAUCCGGUCUUUGUAUAAUGUUAGUUGGGGCGGUCCAAUCUGUUGGACCGACCCGUUAGUUGUACGAUAAUUAUUUAUUUAAGGGCGACCCAAUCUGUUGGGUCGGCCCAUUAGUCGCAUAUUUACUAUUUAGGGCGGCCCAGUCUAUUGGGCCGGCCCAUUUGUUCGAAACCCUAACCCUGGCUCUCCCUAUUUAUACUCCUCUUCUUGGAAGAGGAGGGAGGGGGGAGAGGGAGGCUUAACACUACACUAUUCAUCUUCUUCAUCUAAUCUACACAUUUUCUCCUUCUCCUCUACCCCCGGGUUCCUUACCCCAACAAUGGUGCUCUCGUUGAGAGUGUCGAACACAUCAAGCGUGCUCCAAAAGAAAAACAAACAACAAAAUGGUUCUUCUAAUUCUUUGUGGUGGGAUUCGGUCACUGGUCUUGGAUUCCCAACCAACCACCAACCAGCUCUGCCAUUGGCACAUGGAAGACCACCACCGGCUUCAAAGCACGAUGUGAGAGCCUCGCCGUAGAUCUACCGCAGAUUCGUCGUCUCAGGACUCAAUUGACGACCCCGGAUCUGCGCCGGCAACUCCAUUCUCAUCUGUAUCAGAGGUGCUGCGACCGGUGCUAGCCGCAACCUUUCACCUGCUAUCCGAGCUGGACUAAAUCACAAACGAGAGUGGCGGCUACGGUCGUUGAAGUUCCGGCGACCCCUUCACUCCGACGAGCGCAGCAGCGGCAAGCUUCGGACGGUGAACCGGCGACCAGCAACCCCCGCAACAGAUCUGUGCAGCAGAUCUAUGCAGCCGGCGACGAGGAAACACGCAUCCAGCAGCCUAACUCCGAUGCUCACCGCCGGUGACUCCCAAGGAACUCUCCCUUCUCAGUUCGAAGAUCCUCGUCGCGGGGUGCCGCACCUCGACCGGGAAGGCUCUCAAAAGCAUCCCAUCCUCGCCGGAUGGAUCUCGAUCGCUGUCACAUUCAAUUUGUCUUCUUCGUCGUUGUUUCUAUUGCCCAGCCCCAUAUCACCUUCCGCCGCUACAGCCGCAUCUACAGCCGCAUCUACCGCCGCCGUCGUUGCUGAGAGCAGUCGAUCUCGAGCUGUGAAAAAAGAAAAAAAUUCUAGAUGGGCACGUGAGGUCCGACUUUAAUUCUCCUCACUGUGGUCCAAAGUUGGAGAACUUCAUUUUUGAGUGGAGGACCUCAUUUUUUAGGUCCAGCCAAUUGACCAACAGAGGAGGAUGGCUAUGCAGUUUUGUUUGGAGUAUGGGUCUGCCCAUCUGGCACCACGACAAGAAAAAAGAUAAGUGUUC
This is a messenger RNA of Cuscuta campestris, 1313 nucleotides long. Lineage: Eukaryota; Viridiplantae; Streptophyta; Magnoliopsida; Solanales; Convolvulaceae. The record is from the annotation of a GenBank genome assembly.